UCUCGUUUCUCGCCAAUGUUGCGCAAGGCGCUCGCUCGGCUUCCAAAACGCUCGCAGCAGCAUCAUCGUGCAUUCCAUUCGUCGCCUGCUGCCCUCCGCGUCGUUGCGACGAACCCUGUGAGAGCGCAGGAGGUCACUUCAUUAGCGGCGGAGGGAAAGUAUCCAGUAUUCGACCAUGAAUAUGACGCAGUUGUAGUAGGUGCUGGUGGUGCAGGCUUACGAGCAGCUUUCGGUCUUGCAGAGGCAGGCUUCAACACGGCAUGCAUCACGAAGUUAUUCCCGACGCGUAGUCACACCGUCGCAGCGCAGGGAGGUGUUAACGCCGCUCUUGGGAACAUGACUGAGGAUGAUUGGAGGUGGCAUAUGUAUGAUACUGUCAAAGGAUCCGACUGGCUCGGUGACCAAGAUGCCAUUCACUAUAUGUGCCGCGAAGCGCCAAGGUCAGUCAUCGAGCUCGAACAUUUCGGUGUGCCGUUCUCUCGAACGAAGGAGGGCAAGAUUUACCAACGUGCCUUCGGUGGUCAAUCACUCAAAUUCGGCAAGGGCGGUCAAGCAUAUCGAUGUGCAGCUGCCGCCGACCGAACAGGACACGCCAUCCUUCACACCCUUUACGGACAGUCCCUCCGUCACAACACUAACUUCUUCAUCGAAUACUUCGCACUUGACCUUAUCAUGCAAGAUGGUGAGUGCGUGGGUGUAAUGGCAAUAAACAUGGAAGACGGCACUUUGCAUCGAUUCCGCUCACAUAAGACCGUUCUCGCGACUGGUGGAUACGGGCGAGCAUACUUCAGCUGCACAUCAGCGCACACAUGUUCGGGUGACGGCAAUGGUAUGGUGGUCCGCGCCGGUUUGCCACUCCAGGAUCUCGAAUUCGUUCAAUUCCACCCAACGGGUAUUUACGGUGCUGGAUGUCUAAUCACCGAGGGUUCUCGUGGCGAAGGCGGAUACCUGCUUAACUCCGAGGGUGAACGGUUCAUGGAGCGUUACGCGCCAACCGCGAAGGACCUUGCCUCUCGUGAUGUCGUUUCUCGUAGUAUGACCAUCGAAAUUCGUGAGGGUCGUGGUGUUGGACCUGAAAAGGACCAUAUUUACCUGCAGCUAAGCCAUUUGCCUGCUGAGGUCCUUCAUGAGCGCUUGCCAGGCAUUUCGGAGACUGCGGCUAUCUUCUCUGGUGUUGACGUCACUAAGGAGCCGAUUCCUGUAUUGCCGACGGUUCAUUACAACAUGGGUGGUAUUCCGACAAAGUACACUGGCGAGGUCUUGACUAUCGAUGAAAAUGGCAAAGAUAAGGUCGUUCCCGGUCUCUACGCCGCUGGCGAAGCCGCGUGUGUCUCAGUACACGGUGCAAACCGUCUCGGCGCAAACUCGCUUCUUGACAUUGUCGUCUUCGGCCGAGCAUGCGCACAUCACAUUAAGGAGAACCUUGAGCCGGGCAAGCCGCACAAGCAGGUUGACGAAAAUGCUGGAAUGCAGUCUAUCGAGUUCCUUGAUAAGAUUCGCACGUCUGAUGGACCAAUCCCUACUGCCAAGUUAAGACUUGACAUGCAAAAGGCUAUGCAGACCGACGCUGCUGUGUUCAGAACGGAAGAAACGCUUGCUGAAGGUGUCGAUAAGGUCACGCAGAUCUAUAAGGACUAUGAUAAGGUCGGCAUUAAGGAUAGGAGUAUGAUUUGGAAUUCCGACUUGAUUGAGACUCUCGAGCUCCGUAAUCUCCAACAAUGCGCCAUCCAAACUAUCACCGCUGCCCUCGCUCGUAAGGAGUCGCGCGGUGCGCAUGCACGCGAGGACUUCCCUGAGCGCGACGACGAGAAAUGGAUGAAACACACUCUCACCUUCCAACCUGACCCAUCAAAGCCAGACGUAGUGAUCAAGUACCGGAACGUCAUUGACAAGACGCUCGAUGAGAAUGAGUGCAAGUCUGUACCGCCGUUCAAGCGUGUGUAUUAGAUGCGCGGUUGAAGGUAUACACCAUGGCCCUUCUCGAGUGCGGGUGAAAAGAAGUUCCUUCAUCGAGUCGCUUGAGAGGAAGGGAGGUACAGGUUUGAGUUCGAGGUUUUAGUACUUACUUGUUGUGCAUGCCAACACAAAAGACCGACAUGUAAUCAGUUGUCUCAAUGCAAUUUUUUUUUCACUUGAACCGAUUUCUGUUAUGACUUGUUACUUGUCAUUGAUGACCACCAUACUUUUCAAAAUAGAGAGAUUCCU
Messenger RNA from Fomitiporia mediterranea MF3/22, 2205 nucleotides. RefSeq names its product succinate dehydrogenase. Gene Ontology annotation, biological process: tricarboxylic acid cycle; mitochondrial electron transport, succinate to ubiquinone. The transcript is spliced from 12 exons. The coding region runs from base 16 to 1947 and encodes 643 amino acids. The record is from RefSeq and is a predicted model, not a curated record. Gene Ontology annotation, molecular function: flavin adenine dinucleotide binding; electron transfer activity; succinate dehydrogenase (quinone) activity. NCBI's taxonomy places the organism in Eukaryota, Fungi, Basidiomycota, Agaricomycetes, Hymenochaetales, Hymenochaetaceae.